AGUUGGGCUGGGAUUAGCAAAAGCGAAUGAGUUUCAAUUUUACUGGAUUACAGAACAAAGAAAGGGGAAAGGAUAGACUGCUGCUGUUUCAAAAAAAGAAACUGAAAUAUACAAAUAAACAAACUGGCCUGUGACCGAGUGUGUUGUUGUGAUGCCUCAGAUUACGGUGUUUGAGCGGACGGCGGCAGUACAUUGUAGAUGGGAAUAGUGAGCGUUUCUGAUGGAUUAAAACGGGGAAUAAACCUAUUCCGGGAUUGACAGUAGCGACGGAGAUAUUGAAUCGUUAAUUGAGAUUAUAACCCAAUUCGACAGCGGGGAGGAGAUGAAAGCGGAGUGCUAACGUCUGCUAGCAUGGAGGCUAACGCAAAGAGGGGCUAACCACGGCAUGGCUCAGAUACGAAAGUCUGCAUGUGAAGGUGUCAGGACAAACUUCCGGGCGGACCAUGCUGGCCCGCUGGUCUCCACCAGACAGGAGAUCCUCACCAGUCUGGUGUCCGCCCUGGACUCUGUGUGCCUGGCCAUGUCCAAGCUGAACGCAGAAGUGGCGUGUGUCACCGUGCACGAGGACAGUGUGAUCGCCGUGGGCACGGAAAAGGGCAGGGUGUUCCUCAACUCUCGACGGGAAAUCCAGACAGACUUCUUCAAGUUUUGCCGCGUGCCAUGUUUGCAAAGUGCCACGCACGCGCCAGCCAACACACACAUCAAAGUCCAGGAGGGUGAUGUGAGCAAGAGUCUGGAGGGCGAGACCCUGAAGCAGAGGCCCAGCCACACGUCUCUCUCGGAACCCCAGUCCAACAUCUUUGUCCUGAUCAAGAUGGUGGAGGAAGUCUUCACCGUGCUUUACAGCGAGGCCGUUGGACAAAGCAGCCUGGUCCCGGUGCCUUACGAGUGGAUCCAGAAAGAGCCCGGCUGCGUGGUGGCCCACGGGCUGCCGGAGGGGGUCUGCCUGAAGAAGCCCUCGGAGUACGACACCAAGACCCUCAUGAAGAUCCUGGAGCAGAGCCACCGCAUCCACUUCUCCGUCAAGCGACCGUCGGCGGACUCGCCGCGGGAGUCCAGGCCCGCCGCAGACCUCAACCACAGCCCCUCCCCGGCCAAGCUGUCGCCGGGCGCCCAUGGCAACGCCGCCAAACCCCAGCCGCCCCAGGGACCCUCCACGUCCUCCAGCCCCCCCUCCUCUUCCUCUUCCUCCUCCAUCACCGCCAGCAACUCGGUGCUUUCCAGCUUCCUGUACGGCAUGCCCAUGUCCUCCAAGCCCCACCCCCUGGACAGCAACCUGGACAUCAAGCCCGUCUGUCUCCUCAACCUGGGCAAGGAACGGGCCGGCGCCAUGGCGACCGGGGGUGACAUAGGCGCAUCGGCCAGGGACGGUUAUUGCCAGGAAGAGAUGAUCGGAGUGCCCAAUGACCUAGGACAGAGCCCACCCGGUGUCCACAUCUCCAAGAGACUGCUGUUCUCCAUAGUGCAUGAGAAAUCAGAAAAGUGGGACUCGUUCAUACGGGAAACGGAGGACAUCAACACACUGAGGGAAUGCGUCCAGAUCUUGUUCAACAGCAGAUAUGCGGAGGCCCUGGGUCUGGACCACAUGGUGCCCGUGCCGUACCGAAAGAUUGCGUGCGACCCCGGGGCGGUGGAGAUCUUCGGCAUCCCGGACCAAAUCCCCUUCAAGAGACCGUGCACGUACGGCGUUCCCAAGCUGAAGCGCAUCCUGGACGAACGGCACGCCAUCCGCUUCGUGGUCAAACGAAUGUUUGAUGAAAGGAUUUUCACAGCUGCCGGCAAGAUGGCCAAGGAGGACGGGCGCCACGACCUGAGCUCCAUGUGCUCCUCGCUCGAGGACGGCCUCCCGGACAGCUUGUGUCUCCCGCACAUCCCCGCCGUCGCGUCCUCCUCCUCCUCCCUGGAGCUCAUCAGCAACCCUCAUGGCAGCAGCAGAUCAACCAGUGCCUGUGGCAGUCCCUUUGUCGAUUGUGAGGCCGGUCCUUCGGGAGAGUGCCUUCCCUUGAAGAGGAUCAAAACUGAGCCCUCUGAAGAGGACAUCAUUCAGGUGACGGUGGCAGAUGCCGGUGCCGGCAGCAGCAGCGGCGGUGGUGGUGGGGAGGAGCCCAGCGAGGUGCCCCCCGAGCCCCAGGCAGAGACCCCGGUCGCAGCCGUGUGCCCGGCCACCACUUCUCCCCCCUCUGCGCCCUUCCACCCUCACCCCCACCCUCUCUUCCAUCACCAACUCCCAGAGAACCACGCAGCUGAAGAUAUGUCCCCUAAAGCAGGCCCCUACGGCACCGGAAGACUCUCUGAAGGGAAUAUUGUGGAGGACAUUGGUGAAAUGAUUCUCCAGCUCCGGAAACAAGUUGAGAGCCUUUUCAGCAUCAAGUACGCUGAGGCGCUGGGCCUGCCCGAGCCGGCCAAGGUGCCCUACUCCAAGUUCCAGAUGUACCCGCAGGACCUGUACGUCACCGGCAUGCCAGAGGGCGUCACCUUCCGGAGGCCCAACUGCUUCGGGGCGGCCAAGCUGCGCAAGGUCCUGGCCGUCGGCAGUCAGAUCCAGUUCAUCAUCCGGAGGCCUGAACUGCUGACAGAGCUCGUUAAACAGGAGAUGCCCCCCAUUCCUCUCUGUGAUGCAGACUUGGAUAACAAGGAUGCCUUAACAUCGGAUGAUAUGAUCCCUUUAUCUAAGAGACCUGGCUACACAGAGUGCAUGGAGGGCAAGCUCUCCCGGGCCGACCUGGCCAACACGCUGCGGGAGCAGGUGCAGGACAUGUUCAACCGGAAGUACGGCGAGGCGCUGGGCAUCAAGUACCCGGUGCAAGUGCCUUACAAGCGGAUCAAGAGCAACCCGGGCUCGGUGCUCAUCGAGGGCCUCCCGCCGGGCAUCCCCUUCCGCAAGCCCUGCACCUUCGGCUCGCAAAACCUGGAGCGGAUCCUGGCCGUGGCCGACAAGAUCUGCUUCACCAUCACCAGACCUUUCCAAGGACUCAUUCCAAAACCUGCACCAAGGCGUGUCACCUUACUCAAGAAGGCCUUCGGCUCCAUAAGCGACGACGAAGACAUCAACCGCAUGGGGGAGAAAGUUAUGCUUCGAGAGCAGGUCAAGGAGCUGUUCAACAGGAAAUACGGUGAGGCUUUGGGUCUGGACCAGCCCGUGGUGGUGCCGUACAAGCUGAUCCGAGCCAGCCCGGAGUCGGUGGAGGUCAGCGGCCUGCCCGAGGGCGUCCCCUUCAGGAACCCCAACAACUACGACCUGCUCUGCCUCGAGAAGAUCCUCCAAGCCUCCGACCAAGUCAGUGUCGACAUCAAGAGCCAGCUACAGCCUUUUGCAGAAAUAUGUACCGAAGCUUGCAACACAGAGGGGACAGAGGUCUCCAUUAAUCGACGCAAACGCAAGCGGGUCCAGGAGUGCAACAGACUCCCUGAAUCAUCCAACACGGGAGUAUCGCCUAAUCAGAUUCCAGUAAUGCAAUGGCCCAUGUACAUGGUAGACUACAGCGGAGUGAAUGUGCAGGUUCCAGGGAAAGUCAAGUACUGACGGAGUUAAGCUUUCCGUGACGUCCAAGGGACGGAGAUGAAGAAACGACCCUGGUAUUUAUUGCUAUUCCACAGGGAACAUUAACACUUUGCCUGAGUGCCGCUGCUGAAAAGUUCUCUACCAAAAAAGAAAAACCCACAAAAAAAAACUACUCCCCCCCCCCACCCACCUCGUAGGAAUGAAGAACUAUGGAAUGUAUUUUGAAUCAGUCAACAGCAAGCCGGCUCACUGGAUGGCUUCAGUACUGCCGAAAAGCUAGCUAGCAAAGAGACGGCUAUCAAAUGUUUUCUACCUGAGACAAGAGGGAGAAGAAAAAGAGGAUUGAUGCGACCGUGUCAUUGGUUUUGAAAAAGCUCCAUGUAAUUUCUUACUAACAAUGCAUUUCCCCUUUGCAUUUAACUGAGUGUCCAUCCGCGUGGGUGACGUCGUGGAUCCCGUGUGGAUCCGUCUUUUGCUUUGCAACACUUUACUGACAAAAAAAAGGCAAGUCUUUGAUAACAAUCUGGUUCCACUGAUUAUGAUAUUUGUAUUUUUUAUUUAUUAUAUUUAUUAUGGAAAAAAAUUUAUGUGCAGGGAUGUAAAAUACAAGAAUACCAAGUUCUUACUGAACGGCCAAUGACACUAAACGGCAGAGGUGCUACAUAGCGUAGCGUAGGCGUUAAGAGGUGACUACCGAUCACACAGCCGGCAUUGAAGUGUCUUAACCGGGCCCACACAAGCCAUCAGGAGUUCAAGGACACAGGAUGAUAAACAUGAACAUUUCGCCUAUCAGCCUUUGUAAAACAUUUGUGGAAAGAUUAUCCAGAUGGUUGGAAUUGCAGUAGUAGCCGUGCCCACGAUAAACCUUUUGGUUUUUAAGAAAAGAAAUGUUUAAAAAAAAAAAAGAUAUAGCCGCCUCACUUUUUCAUUUUUGUUAGUAGCACAUUUACAGUAUGUAAAAAUAACUCAUGUAAGUCAAACUGAAUGUAACAUGUAAAGGAAAUGAAUGGUAUGUGUAUUUCUGCAAUUGACCGUCUCUGGACUAACAAUAUUUAAUAAUGCUGUACCUUAAUGCCAAUUAGGCCUUUUAAAUAAAAUGUGUUGCCUUGGA
Gadus morhua (Atlantic cod) is the source of this 4613-nucleotide messenger RNA. RefSeq names its product GTF2I repeat domain containing 1 (gene gtf2ird1). The record is from RefSeq and is a predicted model, not a curated record. Bases 386 to 3523 code for a protein of 1045 amino acids. The transcript is spliced from 28 exons. Gene Ontology annotation, cellular component: nucleus. NCBI's taxonomy places the organism in Eukaryota, Metazoa, Chordata, Actinopteri, Gadiformes, Gadidae. Gene Ontology annotation, molecular function: DNA-binding transcription factor activity.